Messenger RNA from Triplophysa rosa, 1653 nucleotides. Its product is annotated as urokinase plasminogen activator surface receptor-like. The transcript is spliced from 6 exons. The record is from RefSeq and is a predicted model, not a curated record. Lineage: Eukaryota; Metazoa; Chordata; Actinopteri; Cypriniformes; Nemacheilidae. Bases 366 to 782 code for a protein of 138 amino acids.
UCUCCGUCAUUGACUGAUUUUUUAUAACAGUGAUGGAAAAAUCUGAAGGCCGUCCGUCAUUUUGACGAAUUACAAUGAGGGCAGUUUGCAGUUCAUUUUGGAUAAACCUUAACUUUCAGUGAGUGGAAAAAGAGUCUCCCUGCGUCUUCUCCUUUCAUGACCUAACAGCAGUUUAAAGUCCCUACCCUUUUCAGCCACGUAAAGGACACUAAAAAACACUCAUCAUUUGAUUCGCCUCCUGACUGACCAAAGAUGAAUCUGAACAUCUUCAUUAUCCUCCUUUUUACUCUUUUCGCUGGAGGACACUCGCUCAAAUGUUAUGAGUGAACAAGUACGACAGGUUCUUGUGUAAGUGUACAGGCGACAUGUCCGGAGAAUUCUACAACCUGUGCAAGUGCAAAAACGGUCGCAACUAUCGGUCGGCGGUAUCUAUGCAGUGCUGUAACACAGAACUCUGUAAUAGCCAAGAAGUCCCAGAUGCCAGCUCUAGCAGCCCCAAUGGAAAACAAUGUUACUAUUGUGACGGGAUCAGUUGCCUAAACAGAUUGAACUGUUUAGGAACUGAAGACUACUGCAUUAAAGCAAAAGCAAAUAUUACGUCUCUGCCAUCGACUGUAAAAGGAUGCGUCUCUAAAUCUCUCUGUGACGCAGCUUCACAACUGCCUCAAGGUUUAGUGGACUUCUCAUGCUGUCAGGGGAAUCUGUGUAACAGUGCUACGAGCAUCACUACGAGUCUCCUCUUUUUCUUUUGGCCAUUCAUCUGCUACAUCAUGCUUCACUAAUUUCAGCAGAACUUCACACCCUACAACAUGAAAUGUCAAUAUGACGUUUUUAAAUCUUGUGAUGAGCAGAAUAAAAAAGAAGUUUUUUUUUAACAUGUAGCAAAUGGCAUAUACUUGUAUUAUAUUUCACAUAUUUUGGAAUCGAAGACAACCUUUACUCAAAAUAGCUUGAAUUUUCCUUGCGUUAUCUUUGAUGCUGUUAGGAAAAAAUGAUACUGGGCUGUUUAUGUAUCAACAACACAUACUGAAAAAAGUUGAACAAGUUUUAUAACCAUAAUUAGUGUUAUUAACCAGCAGGUGGCAGCAAAGCCUUGUUGGUAUAGUAGAGAAAGAAGACCUGAUAUUCUACUUUUCCCAAUUUACUCCAAUUUACUAUUUUAGAUUCUGGCCAGUGGUUAGCUGAAAACAAAACUUAGAAAAUAAGUUGAAAUUGCUUACAAAAUUGAAAUGACUUUUAAAGCCUAGUUGAUUGUGCAUAACAAUUUAAUGCAGCACAGAAUUUUUUGCAGCGAGUAUUGUAAGGAAAUGAUGAACGAACUUCAUUUUUGAGUAAACAAUCCAUUUAACUUUUGAAAACACACACUCACAGCUCAAUAUUAGAUCAUUCACAUAACUUGCAUGAUCUUUUGUGCUUCAUGGAAUAUUUCUGAGAUUUUUCUUUAUGUAAAAAACAUACAUCUGCAUUUGCUUAACAAUCCCCUAACUAUCAAUUGUCUAACGUUUAUACAAUACAUUAAAAAAAUCUUCUAUGUUGUUCAUGUUUCCUUGCUUAGACACAGCUUUCUUGUUUGUUGCCACUGAAGUGGUUUGAAUAAAAGUGUCUGCAAAAUGAAUAAUUGUAAGAGAAAUGUAAUAAAGAAUUUGUUUUUUG